AUGUCUACUCACACAAUGCAAUCGUCGACGAUGCAAUUUGGCCCUGAAUGGAUGCGCGUUAAGCAACCUGCGAAAACCCCACAAGGACCGUCACCACCCCCGCCAACAGGAAAUGCUGCAAGCGCGUCCAGCUAUUCUGCCUUGGUGUCGCCUUCUCCAGCCCCGCCAGUCGAAAAGCGGGACGAAACCCAUCCAUUCAGGUAUACAAGGGACGAGAUGCUCAAAAUCUACCGUGAUGGGGGAGGAAAGGCCAGUCUUGGGCUUGAGGUCGAGCGGCACGAGGGAAUCGUAAGAGAUGUUGGAACGGAGCCAGUCACUUUGAAAGAAAUGAGCGACUCGGAAAAGAAGCUCUUUGCCAACGGACUCAACUCUGAACUUCGCCGUCGCCCCUCCAUUGACACUGACCGGCCCCGUCUCCCUCAUAAUAACUCUGGGACGGGGAGUCCGUUGCGAGAGCGAUUUCCCAGGCGUCGGGAAAGCUCAGACCAGUUAGUACCACGACGACUUUCUUUGUCCAACAGCCAGGCUCCUCUUUCCCCUGCCCUUCCCUCCCCUCGUACUCGAUUUGGACAUCCUCCGACCUUUGAUGGGGUUCUAAAUGGUGGCGGGGAAACAUGGGUGGCCAGACGUCGUCUUUCCGAAGCCAAGGCCGCCAACGCGUCGCGUGAUCCUGAAUCACACGAGGCGCGCACCACAGACAUCCGGGAAGAGGAUGAGGAGCCAACCCCUCCUCCAAAGGAGCUCACUCCCCCAAUGCAAAAACCAGAGCCUAAUGGAGCGGAGGUCAAACAGCAACAACCACCUCAAGAUUUCGCCGCAGUCCAGUGGUCCUACCUAGAUCCACAGGGUCAAUUGCAAGGCCCAUUCCGCGCCGAUACGAUGCAAAAGUGGUUUGACGAAGGUUACUUCACCGCCGAGCUUUUAAUGAAGAGGACCCACAUCGAUGUUGAUUGGGUGGCUGUCAAGGAUUUGGCUCAAAUCGCACGAUCUGCCGGUAUCGACAAGUUGUUCUACGCUCCUUCUGUUCCUCCAGCUCCCCCCGGCAUUUCCCGUCUAAACAGCGAAUCAUCUGCUCAAAAUGUCCCUGAUGCGAAUUCGUUUGCUGCACCAUUGCAGCCUGCCCCCGUCCGCACUCUCCGUAGCACUACUUUGGAUGCUUUCUCCACAAACUCUGACUCUCCUUCCUCGUCAUUCGGCACAGGUCGUUUUGGAAACGGAUCCCCCGACUCCAACAGUUUUGGUGGUCGAGCCAGCAGUCAAUACUCUGCCGAAGCCGCUCGAUUUGGUGUCCCUCCCGAAAACUCAUCUUCCUUGCGUCGAACCGGCUUUGGUGACCCAACACUUGAUCAUUCUGCACAUAAUCCUCGGUAUACCGGCAACGAGAUAUAUGGCACAAAUGGAAUGUCUCAAACAGCUUGGCCGGUUGGUCAGACGUUUGACACUGGUUUUGGUGUUGCUGGUUUGGGCCAAGGAUCUGGUUUUGGACAUCUUCGCAACGUUCAGGAUGCAGGUUUUGUCAACGAUACUCCUUUAGCUGUCCCAGAAUACCUUGCGAGCAAUGCUGGGUUCGGCCCUGGUCAACAGUAUAAUCCUCUACAUGGAGGUUCCUUCAUUCCAUCACAAUCUCCCGCCGCCAACUUAUUUGCGCAAGGGUCUAAAGCGCCUCCCCCUCCACCAACCGUUGUUGCAACCCAAUCGCCUUGGGGUGCUCCGCGAGUUGCUUCUGAUUCCGCGAGGUUACCACAAAAUCAACCACCCAGCCCCGUCCAAGCUUCCCCUUGGGGUGCCCCAGCUAUGGCAUCCACUCCUUCUGUACCUAAACCUGCAGAACCCUCUCCAUGGUUUGCUGCCUCGCAAGGUGUCAUUGACGACAGCAGCUGGAAAGAAGAUCGCGGUCAUAGUCUUACCUUCAGUAAUCUUGGGCAACACAAUCAGCAGUUUGCCGCUACGACUACAGAAGAAGCUCCGAAGGCCCAACCCAUUCCAUCUCCAGAGCCGCUCGCAACAGAAACCCCAGCGAAAGCUACUCAACCAACUAAAGCUAGGGCUAAAUCUAUCCAACAACCUGUUGUUCAGCAACCGGCUGUCGCCCCAGUGGUUGCAGAGAACGAGCCUGUCAUUCCGGCUGGACAGUCAAAGACCGCAUGGGCAAAGGACGAUGAUUCAAAACGGCCCAAACCUUCAGGAGUCACUCUCAGCUUGCGAGACAUUCAAGAUGCUGAGGCCAAAAAAGCUGCAACUCGCAAGGUGGCUGCAACAACUACCCGUCCUACUCCUUCUACUGCGCCUUCCACUGACGAAAUUCAACCUUUCACUGCCUCGUGGGGAUUACCAACAUCACAAGCCGGUGCCAGACCACCUCCAGUCAAAGAGGCUCCUCCUGUUGUUGCUUCGACGGCCAGUGGAACUUCAGUGGGGGCUUCUGGUACUCCAGCCCCUGUCUGGACAAAUGCAGUGAAAACGACUGCGACCAAAAAGUCGAUGAAGGAGAUUCAAGAAGAGGAGGAGAAGCGGAAGAAAUUAGCUGUGAAGGAGAGUGUUGCGCCGGCUGCUCGCAGAGCUUAUGCGGAAUCAACAACUAAGGCUGCGGCUCCUCCCCCAACCACUGGAGGCGGUGCUUGGACAACUGUCGGGGCCCCCAAAGCCAGCGCACAGACCCCAGCAGCAGCACCUACUCGUUCUGCAGUGCCCAAUGCGACUCCGGCCGCGAGCUCAUCUAAUGCUCCCCGAACGAAUGGGACAACUGCUCCUCCGAGAAGUGCCCCUCCGCCAGCUAAAGCACCUGUUGCCAGGCCAGAAGAGCACCCUGCUACUCCAUCCCAUGAGUUUGUGCGAUGGCUGAGUGAUGCCCUGAAAGGUCUCAAUAGCUCAGUGAAUGUGGAAGAAAUCAUGUCCAUGUUGCUGUCUUUCUCUUUGGACCCAGAUGCAUCCACAGUUGAGCUAAUCUCUGACCUGAUCUAUGCCAAUAGCACGACACUUGAUGGUCGUCGAUUUGCCUCGGAGUUUGUCAGCAAACGCAAGGCGGACGCACUAUCUCGACCAAAGGCGGGUACAACCAAACUUGUUUCGAUUGCAGAUGUGGUCAAGGCUCAGCCGAAGCCACCGGCCUCGUCGGAAUGGGGUGGAUUCAAGGUCGUGAACAAGAAGAAGAAAGGAGGACGAUCGUAA
Molecule: messenger RNA, 3168 nt
Organism: Mycena indigotica
Lineage: Eukaryota; Fungi; Basidiomycota; Agaricomycetes; Agaricales; Mycenaceae
Product: GYF domain-containing protein
Exons: 6
Coding region: 1-3168 (1055 amino acids)
Molecular function (GO): protein binding
Source: RefSeq, a predicted model, not a curated record